This is a messenger RNA of Pistacia vera, 2552 nucleotides long. RefSeq names its product tRNA nucleotidyltransferase cca2. The coding region runs from base 536 to 2260 and encodes 574 amino acids. NCBI's taxonomy places the organism in Eukaryota, Viridiplantae, Streptophyta, Magnoliopsida, Sapindales, Anacardiaceae. The transcript has 17 exons. Gene Ontology annotation, molecular function: ATP:3'-cytidine-cytidine-tRNA adenylyltransferase activity; RNA binding. The record is from RefSeq and is a predicted model, not a curated record. Gene Ontology annotation, biological process: tRNA 3'-terminal CCA addition.
GCCGCCAACUCCACUCCCUCCAACUUAACAGCCCCCAAAAGCCCCCCACCUUCCUCUAAUCAGGUUGCUUAUUUGUUCUGGGACGGAAGCUCUUCCAUCAAGCAAUCCUUGAACAGCUGUAAUUUUAAUCGGAGGGGCAAUUUGGUGAUUACAUGGUUUGCAGGGUGUCAGGAUCAGGAACCAAAAUCCAUUAACAGCCAGCCACAAACGAUGAAACGAAGGGUGGAAUAUUGAUGGUUCUUUAAAGUGAGGGUACCGGGACUUUAGGCUAAACUUUGGUUAGGUAUAUGUAAUUCAGCCGUAUCAUAUGUAACUGAUAACUCGAAUUGCUUACCGGAGGUCACACAGCAGCUGUCCCUUCUUCAUCCGACACCAAGCAGCACCGCCGUCGCUGUCGCCGCAUUGCCACGAAGAGAACCGACAUCGUAUCUUCCACUUCACUUCGCGGCAACGCAGCUUUUGGCGGAUUCGUCCGCCCUCGCUGGCGCUUGGAAUCUCUGAAAACGGUUCUUCUAUCUUAAUACAAACCUUGAAUAUGAGACUUGCUAGCAGCUGUAUAAAACUGAAGCCACUUCUUGUAUUCUCUCCAACUCCUCAGCGCAUUGACAAAACCCUCGCAUUUCGAAACCAAAGCAGAACCAGAAAUUUAGGGUUUUCGCGUUGGAAAUCAACGAUGACAGAGCCAGUGGUGGUUCAAGUGAAGGAGAAGAUUGAGUUAACGGAAACGGAGAAGAAGAUAUUUGAUAGCCUUCUCAACACUCUUCGCCACUUUAAUCUCAAAACCGAGCUUCGAGUAGCUGGUGGCUGGGUCCGUGACAAGCUUCUGGGGAAAGAGUGUUAUGACAUUGAUAUUGCGCUUAACAACAUGUUGGGAAGUGAAUUUGCGAAUAAGGUGGCUGAGUAUGUGGCGUCCACGGGUGAAAAGCCGCCUUCAGGCUUAGGGGUUAUUCCAAGUAACCCAGAUCAGUCCAAACACUUAGAGACGGCAAGGAUGUACCUUUUUAAUUUAUGGAUUGAUUUUGUAAACUUAAGAUGUGAAGACUACAGCGAGAAUAGCCGCAUUCCAACAAUGAAAUUUGGCACAGCAGAAGAAGAUGCUUAUCGAAGGGAUCUGACCAUUAAUAGCUUGUUCUACAAUAUCAACACGAGCUCUGUUGAAGAUCUUACUGGAAGAGGAAUUGAAGAUCUAAAAUCUGGAAAAAUUGUGACUCCAUUGCCUCCAAAAGCUACAUUUUUGGAUGACCCCCUUCGAGUUCUUAGAGCUAUUCGUUUUGGUGCAAGAUUUGGAUUCAUACUAGAUGAAGAGCUAAAAAAAGCUGCUGCCUGUGAUGAGGUGAAAGCUGCUCUUGCAGCCAAAAUUAGCAAAGAGCGCAUUGGAACAGAAAUUGAUCUCAUGGUCUCUGGCAAUCAACCAGUUAAAGCACUGACCUACAUUUGUGAUUUGACACUUUUUUGGAUUGUCUUUAAUCUUCCUCCUAAAUCUGAGCCUGCAGUAUCAGAUGGAUGUGAUAGGCUUUGCAUUGCUUACUUGGAUGCUGCUUGGAACCUUACUCAAUUAAUCGGGUGUUCGAACUUAAGUGAUGAGCAAAGAAGGCUUUCCCUGUAUGCUGCUCUAUUUCUCCCAUUCAAAGAGAUCACAUAUAAGGAUAACAAAGCCAAAAAGAUGCCUAUUGUCAACUACAUUUUCAGGGAGUCUCUCAAGCGAAAAGCCAGUGAUGCUGAAACAGUAAUAAACAUUCACAAGUCAUUGGAGAAAUUCUUAUCCUUGAUUCCAUAUCUUGUAUCCACUGAGGACGUCAAACUUAUUGAAGUUGAUUGGGGUAGAGAAUUGGUUGAUGAUUCUGUUCCUUUGAAACUGCGAGUUUUGACAGGAUUUCUUCUCAGAGAAAUCAAAGAUUUUUGGCGAGUUGCCUUGUUAAUGUCUACCUUGUUAUAUCCCACUGAUGUUGACCAUACUGAUGAUAUUCUAAACGAGCACUUUCAACUGGACAAAAGACGAGAUUUAUUUGAGGCAGUUGAGAAUGCGAUUUCUAAACUAGGUCUUGAGAAAGUGUGGGACGUGAAACCUUUGGUUAAUGGGAAGGAGAUUAUGAGUGUUUUGCAGCUUAAAUCUGGAGGGCCGCUUGUUAGGGAGUGGCAACAAAAACUGCUUGCAUGGCAGCUUGCCCAUCCCUCUGGGACUGCUGAGGACUGCCUUGACUGGAUGAAGGAAACUCACUCAAAGCGUGUAAAGCUUGAGUCUGGCAAUUCUGUUGAUUGAUCUAAAGCUAUAAUUAUUAGCGUUUGUUCUUUGGAUUACACAUUUAUUUUUUGAGAUAUUGAGGCUGGAUAAACAUUUUGAAGGCCGCUAACAUCCAUAGAGUCUUGAUGCCAAAGUUUAUUACAUUUGCAGUGAGAUUGGAUUGGAGUCAUCUUACGGCAAGAAGAUUUUAUCUUCCUAUGGGAGUAAAGGAGGCAAGGAAAUAGAAAGAAUUAGGUUAAUGUGUGAAUUAACAAUCUUGUAUAGAUUCUCAAAAUCUGUCCAUAAACUUAUAUUAGAAUGUGGCAGUUCA